ACCUCAGUAUUAUAAUGACAGUGCGUUACGGGGCGGAAGAACAGCGCUGUGGAGAGAACCAUUAUUUGACGGGUUACAUCACAUAACAACAAAAGACUGUCAAGUCACGUUUGCUGCACACACGUCCCAGCAAGGUUGACUGUUUGUGUAAUCCACACCUCUGCGCAGUAGAACCUCGGUGAACGACGUACGAGCCGUUUCACUGCGCGAAGUUCCCUACCCGCACUCUGACGGCAUUACACCGAGUGUGCAUCGCAUCAGCUCGUGAGGACUGGUAAAACCUCGGUCUUUGGCUUGAUCCCUUCACUCACACCUCGCUCUUAGUCGCAGAAUUCUCGUCGUCGCACCAGGGGGAUUACUCGAAGACAUCGUCAUGGUGAAGCCUACGAUCUUACCGGAGGGGCAAAAGAAGGAGGCCGUCAAAGACGAUAAAGGGACGGCGGCCUCUCUGCCUGCGUUCGCCGUUAUCCCGCUGGGGUCUGAUCUUCCGCCCAAGAGUGAUGACGUCAGCGUGGAAGCCGCUCCCAUCGCUGUGGUCAACCGACCGCGCAAACUCGGCGUCUGCCUCUGCGUGACCAUGCUGCUGACGCUGCUUCUCAUCGUCGGAUUGGCUGUCGCCAUGUUCCUUGGCCGCGCCUCUGGAAAGUAUCAAUAUUGGUGUGGAGUUGGCUACGGAGACAAUCCAGAGAAAUAUUACCAGGGAGGUAACGAGGGCAACGUGCUUGAGGAGGACAUCGAAGUCAACCCGUUCGAAGGUUACGAGCAGAUCGAAAUACCCGAACAAGACUACUGCGAGAGACUGACUAUUCUCCACGACUUCACUGUGAAUCUGACCGCAUACAGGCUCCGUCUUUCUAGCGUUUGCUACGUCACGGUUCUGGACAAAGGCAUCGUGAUGGGACCCGAAGAGUUCAUUGAGCGUGCAGAGGAGAACCCGGAGUUUUUGUCCGACCACUACGAUACCGUGCAGGAGACCUACCGCGCCGUGCUACCGGAAAUCUCGUCCAGCGAAAUGCACGGCGGCACCCUGGGCUACUACAUUCCGCUGCUCUGCGACAGCGUGGAGUCCUACUGGAUCGAGAAGAUCCCGGCCGACGAGAUGGAGGCCUGGCAGGCCUACUGGGAUGAAGAUGAAACAGAAGAUGAUGGAGACGAUGAUGAUGAUGGUGUCCCCGCGUUGCCAAAUCCGGAGCAUCGCCGCAGAAGGGCCGCUGAAGGUGCCUCCGACGUGGCCGUCAUCCGUGAGUUUGCCGGGCGCAACGUGAGCAAGGUGAAGAUCUUCGGCAAGGAGGCCGUGAAGGGCUUCAAGGCGGCCGUGGAGGGCGUCAAGGAAGCGUUCAAGAAAAACUAAGAUGGUGUGGCGGGAUCUCCACCCUGAGAUUUUCUUGAAUGACCAUUGUUUGUGUUUGUGUUCUUAAACGAUUUUGUUUACCACAAGUAUUUAUGCGGGGUUGUUUUGCAUCCUGUUUUUGUUAGGCGAUUGUUUGGCUAAUUUUUUCAAUUUGUUUUUUGGCAAGAAGGAUUGUGAAGUUCACAACUAUCAAAAUAUGGCAAAUGUUCUUUUGUUGAGGGCCACACUGUGAAACGAAAGAAAACUGUUUCCUUCAAAACGUCGUCUGUAAGUUGAGUAUGAUUUCCAUAGACUGGAAUUUUACCUCCCUACUCUUACUGUAUCACGUGAUUUCCAAGCUUAUUCUGGCUAGCAACAGCCAGCACUGGAAUGGUCGGGUGUCUCAUGUGCCUUGCCAGCCCAUUGGGAGCCUUGUCUUGUUACGGACUCCUUUUACGAAAGUGAAGACACGUCUGACGUAAAAUCACUUGAUACAGCAUUUUAGUCUGAAAUUGAAGUUAAGUGGUAAACAUCCAAACUGGUCACAACACGUUUAAUCAUUCGACUUUAACUCGACGGUUAGUGGCGAAGCUUGAAAGGUCAAACAUACAAAGGUCAAAUGCAAAUAAUGGGCCAACGCAGAAUCCUUCACCUUUCCAGUCGGAAAUUUACUGUAUACUGUAAUUUGACAACCAGAAUUAGAUGUCAUCACUGCGGUGGCACAAUUCACGCGCGCUCGUGGACAGGUGGUACGCUCGCGUUACAUGCUUCUGCGACCUAUCCAGUUCGUAAUGUGAAGUCACGUCAGUUUAAACCACGCCCACUACACACGUUCACUACACAUAGGGUUACAUGCAUUGAUCGCCGUUAACAUGGAACCA
Molecule: messenger RNA, 2211 nt
Organism: Acanthaster planci (crown-of-thorns starfish)
Lineage: Eukaryota; Metazoa; Echinodermata; Asteroidea; Valvatida; Acanthasteridae
Product: integral membrane protein 2C-like
Biological process (GO): negative regulation of amyloid precursor protein biosynthetic process
Cellular component (GO): Golgi apparatus; plasma membrane; extracellular exosome
Molecular function (GO): amyloid-beta binding
Source: RefSeq, a predicted model, not a curated record